AUGUUAGCUGAAGCUGACCUAAAGCUCGAGACUGCUGUGUCAGGUGAUGCUACUGUGAAGUUGGAGAGUAAGCGUGGACUGACGGAUGAAGACAAACUGACUGCUGUCAAGUACAUCACCUCCGUUGAGGUCUGGUACAAAUUUCGGUUGAACCAGGGCACAGUUUUUACAACACUUGCACACAAGACACUUGGGAACUGUGUAACCUAUGCCCAGGUCCGCAAUUUUUGGUGGAAUCAGGCUUGGGAGAAAUACAAACAGGUAAAGGAGAUGGAAGAACAUACUGGUGGAGGAGACGGAGAUGAUGAUCGGAUUGCCACUGAAUUGGGAAAUGAAGAAGAAGCCGAAGUUCUUGAUUUUGACACAAAGGACAACACAACAGCCCUUGAUGGAACGAGGCGCGGGAAGAGUGCAUCAAAGGCCAAGUUUGCACGUCACACGCUACAAGCCUUCAAGGAAACAGAGAUUUUCAGGCUGAUUGACGAAGUGGCAUGGAAUGAUGCCACUGUUGUUCGCACCCAUGACAUCAACUCCUCAGAUUCAAUUUCAAUUACAGACGACGAAACAACUCCUCUAAAGAAGCGAGCUCGUAAGUCAGCAUCUCUCGACUCCGAUAGCUAUGGCGAGACAACCUCACUCCUUCGUAACAUGAUGGGAUCCAUGAGCCAACGCUAUGAACGGCAGGAGCGACUUGAUCAGCUUAACAUGGAGCUUGCACAAAAGCGGGAGAAGCGAGAGCAGGCUGAAUAUGAAGAACGUCGAGCAGAAAUUCAGCAGGCACAUAAGGAAUGUGCAGAGCAGUGGCUUCAGGCGAGUGAGAUGUUGAAGCAUCCUAGUCCAGUUAUACAGAGGCAAGGUGAGAGACUGGCAAAAAGGUUGGAAUGGCUCGAAGAGGAAGAUGAAAGACUUUUGGUCUAG
This is a messenger RNA of Suillus discolor, 918 nucleotides long. RefSeq lists its product as uncharacterized. The record is from RefSeq and is a predicted model, not a curated record. NCBI's taxonomy places the organism in Eukaryota, Fungi, Basidiomycota, Agaricomycetes, Boletales, Suillaceae. The coding region runs from base 1 to 918 and encodes 305 amino acids. The transcript is spliced from 3 exons.